GAGCAAGAUCGACAACAGAGACAGUUGCGUCAAGGACGUGCGUUGGUGGUGCGGUUGGAGUCUAUCUCGCUGUCGCUAUUGUUGCGAGAGAAAGAGGGAACCGCCUACAGCGUCAGAAACAACGAGGCCAAGCCAUCGCAUCUUUUAGGGCUGUCCAAGAAUUUUCCAUUUGCCAUUGACAACGUCGCUUUCCUCCCGUGUACUGGAAGUUCAUAGGAGCUGUCAGUCCUCCCGCUUUAUAUUAUCGAUCCAACCGUGUCGCAUAACGAUGGCGGCUGUCGCACCGACGCCGGUGACGAACGGGACUCGCGAGUCAGAGAAAGAACACAAUGCAGAGCACAGUCCCCCUCGCUUCACAGCAGUGAAUGGGAGAGACAUCCCUGCGUCGGCCACGAAUGGAUCCACAUCGUCUUCAAACGGCACCUCUCAUGGAAAUGAAGAACGUCGAGAAGUCUACGAGGGUGGCUGGGCUACGAGCGGAUAUAAUACGCCUAUGUCACGGCAGGAUGAACGUCCUCGCGACGGGGGAAGCGCCGGGCAUGAUCAGGAGGACAGACAAUCUCAGCGGUCACCAUCACAAGGCACUUCAACAGCCACCAACAGGAAUAAACGCAAAAGGUCGGAGUCCGCAGAGCGACAAGUGUCUCCGCAGAAUAAGCACCAGGGCCGGAGCCUGCCAAAAAGCCCAGUGCACCGCUCCGAUGACCAAGGCGAUGCUCAGAUUCAAGCUUCGAGUACGAACGCGGGCUUGCCUCAUCCGCUUCCAGAAGCUCAGAAUCCAUCAGCGAAUUAUCCACGGGUAGAGAGUGCCGACGAAGUCCCCCCAGCUUCAACAGGCAAUCCCUGGCAAGAUUAUGAUUCACACCUAGUUUCCCAGGCGCAACGCGCCCAGCAUCUAGAUACGUCUGACGCUCAGCUUGCGGAGGCUCUGCAGCGUGAGGCUCAGGGCCAAGAUGCCCCUCAGAAGGGAUGGAGUACUGUGAGUCGCCCAGCAGAAGGUUCCGUGGACCUCGACCAGCGUGCUCUAUCAAAUUAUGGGCAAGAUCGGUCACCGGGGGCAGCCGUUCAAGUCGGGCCCAAGAGGAAACGCGUCUUCAGCAACAGGACCAAAACUGGCUGUAUGACAUGCCGGCGGCGAAAGAAGAAGUGCGACGAACAACAUCCUGCUUGUAACAACUGUAUUCGGGGCGGCUUCUUAUGUGAAGGAUACUCGUCACGAAGCACAUGGCAAAAGCCAUCCAGUGUACUGAAGGGUCCGAUCCCUUUGCAAUCGAAAGAAGGCUAUCCUGAUGUCACUGGCCACUAUGUCCAAGAGAUGAGUCCUCAGCGACCUGAAAGGCCCCCUAGUUCCGCUCAACCAGUGGAGGCGGGAAAGAUGAGACCUAUGGUCAUCGAUGACAGCGAGCGCUCUGCUCCGCAGUAUGUUACCAGUCCCACAGGUACUGGAGCAAGUCGCGGAUCGUGGUCGAAGCGCAGCUGGCCUGGCCCUACGGGUCACCCCGCAUAUGUGCCAGAGCACAUGCCCGCCAAGUCGGAUUAUCGGGAAGUGCCUCCAAUACAUGAGUUAUCAAGAGAAGGGCCUCCCAAGGCCGACUACAACGUGGUACCGUCUAUCCGCGAACUCUCGCAUCCGAAACCCGGAAUGCCACUUUUCCAAGGGGUCGAGCAGCGGACGGUGCAUCCGACGACUGUGGAUGCAAACAGUCCGCAGGCGCAGGCAAGGAUGGCCCUGAGUAUUGAGCACCAGUUGUCCACGAGAUCUGUCCCACACGAGGAGUCUGAAAAGGAUAAAAUGAUCCGCGGCGAGCUUUACCGGCCCUUUGAUAUGCUUCUAAUCGAGGAAAGGGAGCGCUGUAAAGCGGCUCUCUGGAGGUUUAACAAUGUAUCGAAUCCUUUGUUCGCCAUCAGCGCAAAGGAAAAGAACCGCUUGCUGAGAGAAAUCUUUAUCCCAUCACCCAGCGCAGCUACGGGCUCUCCAUCAAGUGGAAAUGUGACUCGUCCCGCGGGGUCCAUCGGCCAAGGCGCAGUGAUCGAAGCACCAUUCAAUUGCCAUUAUGGAUAUAACAUCCAUAUCGGAGAAGACGUCAUGAUUUCGGAGAAUUGCACGCUCAUUGACGACUGCCCCAUCAACAUCGGAGCGCAUACCUGGAUUGGUCCAAACGUCACCAUCCUGGGCUCCAUGGCACAUGCCAAUAUGCAAGAAAGAAAGGGCUGUCAGAGCCGUUAUCAAGGACGCCCCGUCACCAUUGAAGAAGAUUGUUAUGUUGGUGCAGGCUGUACAAUCUAUCCAGGUGUCCGCCUCCGCCGGGGAGCCUAUGUGGCCCCUGGUGAGGUGGUCAAGUCUGACAUUGUAGCAUACGGCUUCCAGGGACUUAAACCCAGUUAUAUGUGAGAUGCUUAUGUAUAUGAUUAUUGUUAAAGCCAUGAGGGGACACUGUUGGAAAUUGCAUAGUUCUCUCUUCAAAAUAAUAUUAUGAUUUGUGUGGAUGGACUAGUUAUCAUGAGACAUGUUUCUACAACUGUCUUACUUGCAUUGGCGUAACUAUUUGGACAAUCUGUGGCUUUUGUUUUUGUGAU
Messenger RNA from Paecilomyces variotii, 2577 nucleotides. RefSeq names its product acetyltransferase. The record is from RefSeq and is a predicted model, not a curated record. Gene Ontology annotation, biological process: regulation of DNA-templated transcription. Gene Ontology annotation, molecular function: zinc ion binding; acetyltransferase activity; DNA-binding transcription factor activity, RNA polymerase II-specific. The transcript is spliced from 2 exons. The coding region runs from base 269 to 2392 and encodes 707 amino acids. NCBI's taxonomy places the organism in Eukaryota, Fungi, Ascomycota, Eurotiomycetes, Eurotiales, Thermoascaceae.